UGUGUAAUGUUGUGUAGAUUCAUAACAUAUAUUUCUAGUUAAUAAUUUCAGUUCCAGGUUGUAACAGUAUGAAAUGUGGCAAAGUUCAAGGGGGUAAAUACUUAUGCAACGAACUAUAUGACGCAGUCUUUCUGAACUGAACAAUGUUGCCAGAUUGUCUUUAUGGUGGUCUUUAAACCUGGAUUUUAUUUUUAAAAAACAUAGGCAAUUAGAAUGCGACCAAUGUCCAGUUGUUAACAGGUACUAAACAGAUUUUUAAUGAUCGUGAACAUGUUAUAUAUUUUUUAGAAUUUAACAUUAAUAUAGUAAGUUUACAGUUUGAUGGUGGUUUAUUGAAAAGCUCUCCAAUCUGGCAACCCUUCUGUCAGAAUCGUACAUUUAUACCAAUGGAAAGAAAGCUCUAAAAUGUUAACUCUAUUAUGUCCUACUUAACAUGGACAUAGUUUGUGUCCAUCCCAUACAAAUACUACUACUACUAUUAAUAAUAAUAAUUUCAACAGCUAAGACUGGCACAAAUUAAUUCCUCGCCCUCCAACCGCAAAAGAACUAGGAGGCGGGAUUACAGUGGAAGAGAUUAACGCGAUUGGUCCGCUCGAUUCUCCGGGUUGAUUUGCUGAAUGUUGAUUGGGCAAUAGAUCCUGCGACAGAAGGCUAUGUUAAUAAUAUCGCUCUGUGGCCUGGCACUAAAUAAAACGGUGCUCAUUUAGAAAGAUUGGAGAAAGCAGGAGAUUAAAAGCGAGGGGUUCUGUUUGUACAAUUUUACUUUACAGCUAGAAACGUAGCAUUGACCGAACGUUAACUGGAGGGGAAAAAAAUGUCGGAGAUUUAAAUUCGCCCGUGGAUUCCCUAAUUUGAUCAUGCAGGAUUAUCUAGAAAAUAGACGCUAAUUUUUUUUUCCUGGACCGCCUCUGUAUCAGGAACCAACUAACUGGAUAGUUAUAAUACAGUCGAUUUAUUUUAGAAUAUUUAGGUGAUAUUGCUGUAUUAUAUAAGUGGUGUAACGGAGGCUCAUCGGUUUGCCGGAGAAGCAAUAACAACUGAAGGUGGGAUGGACAAUGCCCAUACUAAGACGGUCGAGGAGGUGUUGGUGUACUUUGGAGUGAACGAGUCCACAGGUUUGAGCAGCGAGCACCUGAGGAAGAAUCGCGAGCGAUGGGGUGCCAACGAAUUACCAGCAGAAGAAGGGAAGUCUCUCUGGGAAUUGGUGCUGGAACAGUUUGAGGAUCUGCUCGUGCGGAUUCUGCUACUCGCAGCCUGCAUUUCUUUUACCCUGGCCUGGUUUGAAGAAGGGGAGGGCACCAUCACUGCUUUUGUAGAGCCUUUUGUAAUCCUCCUUAUCCUUAUCGCCAAUGCCAUUGUGGGCGUGUGGCAGGAACGCAAUGCGGAAAAUGCCAUUGAAGCACUGAAAGAAUACGAGCCAGAAAUGGGGAAGGUGUACAGACAGGACAGGAAGAGUGUGCAGAGAGUCCGAGCCAGAGAUAUUGUGCCUGGUGACAUUGUAGAAGUGGCAGUGGGUGAUAAGGUUCCAGCGGACAUCAGACUGACGUCCAUUCGUUCCACCACUCUGAGAGUGGACCAGUCCAUUUUGACGGGGGAGUCUGUUUCAGUGCUCAAACACACAGACCCUGUCCCGGAUCCACGCGCUGUAAACCAGGACAAGAAAAACAUGCUCUUUUCUGGCACGAACAUUGCAGCGGGGAGAGCAAUAGGUGUCGUAGUGGCCACCGGAGUGCAGACAGAAAUCGGUAAAAUCAGGGACGAGAUGGCAGCCACAGAUCCAGAACGGACGCCUUUACAGCAAAAACUAGACCAGUUCGGGGAGCAACUCUCAAAGGUGAUCACGGUGAUCUGUGUGGCAGUAUGGGGCAUUAACAUCGGACAUUUCAAUGAUCCUGUACAUGGUGGCAGCUGGCUGAGAGGAGCUGUGUAUUAUUUUAAGAUCGCCGUGGCUUUGGCCGUAGCUGCCAUCCCGGAGGGUCUUCCUGCUGUCAUCACCACCUGCCUGGCUUUGGGCACACGUCGGAUGGCGAGGAAAAACGCCAUUGUGCGCUCGCUGCCUUCCGUGGAGACUCUGGGCUGCACAUCGGUCAUCUGCUCUGACAAAACUGGCACCCUCACCACCAAUCAGAUGUCCGUCUGCAGGAUGUUUGUAGUGGAGAAGGUCGCAGGCGAGAGGUGUGUUCUGAAUGAGUUUUCAGUAACAGGAUCCACUUAUGCACCUGAAGGAGAUGUAUACAGGGAUGGUGCAGUGGUGCGCAGUAGUCAGUAUGAUGCCCUGGUGGAACUGGCCACAAUCUGUGCCCUGUGUAAUGAUUCUUCUCUGGACUACAAUGAGAGUAAAUGUGUGUAUGAGAAGGUGGGGGAAGCUACAGAGACCGCUCUGUGCUGUCUAGUGGAAAAGAUGAAUGUGUUCGACACAGACCUGAGGAGCCUCAGCCCUGUAGAGAGGGCUACUGCGUGCUGUUCGGUGAUAAAGCAAUUACUGAGGAAAGAGCUGACACUGGAGUUUUCUCGAGACAGGAAGUCUAUGUCUGUCUUCUGCUCUCCUAACAAACUGACCCGCUCGACCACAGGAGCCAAGAUGUUUGUUAAGGGGGCACCAGAGAGCGUUCUGGAGCGCUGCCAUUGGAUCCGGAUUGGUGGUGGGACACGGGUGCCCUUGACCUCUGACCUUAGGGAACAGCUCUUAGGCACAGUCAGAGAGUGGAGUUCAGGUCGUGACACCCUACGCUGCCUUGCCAUGGCAACCAGAGAUUUGCCACCCGACCCACGAACCCUGAACCUGGAGAAAUCAUCUGCCUUCUCUGAGUACGAGUCGGAGCUGACGUUUGUGGGGUGUGUGGGGAUGUUAGACCCUCCCCGAAAGGAGGUGCUGAAUGCUGUGCGCAUGUGCAGGCAGGCUGGUAUACGCGUCAUCAUGAUUACUGGUGACAAUAAAGGCACGGCGCUGUCGAUCUGCAGACGUGUUGGGAUCAUCACAGAGCAGGAGGAAGAGGAGGCAGAGGGUGCACCCUCUGGUGGAGGGCUGACCGGGCGAGAGUUUGACGAGCUGCCACCCCACAUGCAGCGCCAAGCCUGCCGCACCACCCGCUGUUUUGCCCGCGUUGAACCCACCCACAAGAGUCGCAUCGUAGAGUACCUCCAGAGCCUCAACGAAAUCACGGCUAUGACAGGUGAUGGAGUGAAUGAUGCUCCUGCUCUGAAGAAGGCUGAGAUCGGGAUCGCGAUGGGCUCGGGGACGGCGGUGGCUAAAUCAGCCUCUGAGAUGAUCCUAGCUGAUGAUAACUUCUCCACCAUAGUGGCUGCAGUGGAGGAAGGUCGAGCUAUCUAUAACAACAUGAAGCAGUUUAUCCGCUACCUCAUUUCCUCUAACAUUGGAGAGGUGGUGUGUAUUUUUCUGACUGCUGCUCUGGGCAUGCCCGAGGCUCUCAUCCCGGUGCAGUUGCUAUGGGUAAAUCUGGUGACAGACGGCUUCCCUGCCACUGCGCUUGGCUUCAAUCCCCCUGACCUGGAUAUUAUGUCACGACCACCGCGCUCUCCCAAAGAGCCCCUCAUCUCUAGCUGGCUUUUCUGCAGAUACCUCAUCAUUGGCUGUUAUGUUGGAGUAGCUACAGUGGGCGCUGCGGCUUGGUGGUUCAUGGCAGCACAUGAUGGACCGAAACUCUCUUUCUAUCAACUGUCUCACUAUAUGCAGUGCAGUGAGGGACAUGCUGACUUUGCAGGAGUUCAGUGCUCUGUAUUUGAGUCACCAUAUCCAAUGACUAUGGCUCUGUCAGUGCUGGUCACCAUAGAGAUGUGCAAUGCCCUCAACAGCCUGUCUGAGAACCAGUCUCUGCUGAAGAUGCCUCCCUGGUCAAACCCCUGGCUUGUGGGUGCUAUCUGCCUCUCCAUGGCCUUACAUUUCCUCAUCCUUUAUGUGGAUCCACUUCCUAUGAUUUUCCAGAUCCGGCCACUGUCCUGGCUGCAGUGGGUUACCGUUUUGAAGAUGUCCCUGCCGGUUAUCCUGAUGGAUGAAGCACUGAAAUUCUUAGCUAGGAACUACAUUGAGCCUGGCACUGACCUCGAGCAAGAGGAAGAGGAGAGACAGCACCAAGGUGGCAGCGCAGUCCUGGUUGGCAAAAUACGACGGGGUCUAAAGGGCGUCUCCUGGGCAUUUGUGUUCAUCUCUGCUCCCCUUUUGUUUUGGAUCUACAGCCUGGACUCAGAUAUUACAAACAUCUUCUGGGAAUAGUUAGCGAAGAGAAUGUGAGAGAGAGAGUGGGCGUUAGAAAGAUGGAUUUUUACAGGGAGCGUGAGACGAUAGUUAAGUUCGAAUUACGGGGGGGUUAGGAACAGAACACCAAAACAGGAAUCAUGUGAAUAUAUAUAAGCAAAAAAAAAAAAAGUAUGAAAGGAAGACUUUUUGAGCAUGGACAAUCAGAAUUAGAGUAAAGAUGAGGACCGAGAGUAAAAGAAGGAAAGAAGAAUAUGAAAAGAAAUUGUCAUAUUCAGUCGGUUUUUGUGUGAUUUUGUGGCGUUUCCUUUAUGCCCUUCAUCUUCAGCGCCAUUCUCAUGCUGUGUUUUUAAUCAUUUGACAACAUUCGAAAUAUAUUUAUAUAUCUAUACAUUAUUUCCAGUUUAACAGGAUUAUUUUUCAGUCAUUUAAAUCAUUUCUAUUAAAGUCCUGCGUACACUAGGAACCAAACAAUACACUAUUUUCGUAGGCAAUACAGAACAUUCACAUUCAGGAAAGAUUUAACGUAAACAUUAAAUGUUAAAAGGUACUGUAUGUUUCUUAUCGUGUUCCGUUUGUUGUUCUUUUUAAACACAUAUUUCGAAUAUUUAUAAUCAAUCACCUGGAUGUUGGGGGAUUUCCUUUUUUUUUUUUUUUUUUUUUUUUUUUUUUUUUUUGGAUAAGGAAAAGCAGGUGAGACUAUCUAGUUGGUGAUCAGAAGCCUAAAACAAAGAAAAUGUGAGUUGACUGCAUGCAAAGUGAAACGUGUAACAUGUUACCAUCAUCAACAUUAGCAGUCUGGAUUGUGGGAUUUUUUUCAAAUAUUUAUUUUGUUAUUUUAGAACCGUUUCUGCAGAUUAGGAAAAAACAAAGGGAAUUUUAUCAUGUGCUUAUUUCAGUAUUCCUUUUGAGACCCUCUGAAUACUUUAUCCCACUUCCUGACUUUAAUGUAUGUGUCAUCCACUUUCGAUUUGAGUUUUUCCAUGCUUUUUAAGGCAGCGCAGAGAACUUGAUGCAAGGUCACGUUGAAUGACUACGUGUCUCAUAUUCGUAAUAAGAUAGCUGUGCUGUUCUAAUGCACGCGUAGGGGGGAAAAAUAUGAUUCACAGAGUUUUAUUUUAUUCUUUAAACAUUCACUAGAAGAGCAUAGAAAUCCGACCAAUUAGCGGAUGUCUUAAUAAUACGGUUUCCUUAAGAUUUCUCUUCUGCAGAUGAGUUUCUGUAAGGAAUGCUGUAAAGCUGGAGGGUAUUCCCUAAAAUAUGCAGUGUUUAUAAUGGCUUUGUAAAGAGUGUUGAGAAAUCCAAGUGAGACACGUGUUACUGCACCACUACGUAUGUAACCUCGUCAUUUUAAUUUCGAUGUCUACAUUGCAGUCGUUAUCGUCACUAACAUUACACUACGUUUACGUUAAAGCUAUUUAUGUUCUUUGUGUCCUGUUGCCAGGGAAAAGGAAAGGCUGUGACUGCAACGUGGAAAAAAAGAGAGAGAGAGCACGAGAGGAAGUGUGUUCUAUUAUUAUUUUACCAUUACUAAGUUGUCCUACUCUUUCAGAAGUUUCAUUUACAUUGACUUAACUUUACAUUUUGACUACUUUAUUGCAAACAAAAAAAUCCCGUAAAAACAACCGGAUAGAUUAUUAAGAUGGAAACGUUUUUAUUUAAGGUUAUUAGUUUGUUUAUUUUGGAAAAUGUUUUUCACAUUUGUAAAAUGUUUUUUACCAAAAAAAAAGAAAGAAAGAAGUUUUUGUUGUGUUGUGCUAUUAAUUUAAUUGGUAUCAUUGUCACAUUCAUUUCUUUGAUGGAAAAAUGCUCAAUGGAAUGGAAAUAAACAAUUAAUUUAAAAUGA
Molecule: messenger RNA, 6059 nt
Organism: Ictalurus furcatus (blue catfish)
Lineage: Eukaryota; Metazoa; Chordata; Actinopteri; Siluriformes; Ictaluridae
Product: sarcoplasmic/endoplasmic reticulum calcium ATPase 2
Exons: 23
Coding region: 1049-4231 (1060 amino acids)
Biological process (GO): intracellular calcium ion homeostasis; calcium ion transmembrane transport
Cellular component (GO): membrane
Molecular function (GO): ATP binding; ATP hydrolysis activity; P-type calcium transporter activity
Source: RefSeq, a predicted model, not a curated record